CAUGGCGUCCGGCUGCAAGAUCGGUCCAUCUAUCCUCAACAGCGACCUGGCCAACUUAGGGGCAGAGUGCCUCCGGAUGCUGGACUCUGGGGCCGAUUAUCUGCACCUGGAUGUAAUGGACGGGCAUUUUGUUCCCAACAUCACCUUUGGUCACCCUGUGGUAGAAAGCCUCCGAAAGCAGCUAGGCCAGGACCCUUUCUUUGACAUGCACAUGAUGGUGUCCAGACCAGAACAGUGGGUAAAGCCGAUGGCUGUAGCAGGAGCCAAUCAAUAUACCUUUCAUCUUGAGACUACUGAGAACCCAGGAGCUUUGAUCAAAGACAUCCGGGAGAAUGGGAUGAAGGUUGGCUUGGCCAUCAAACCAGGAACUACAGUUGAGUAUUUGGCACCAUGGGCUAAUCAGAUAGAUAUGGCCUUGGUUAUGACAGUGGAACCAGGGUUUGGAGGGCAGAAAUUCAUGGAAGAUAUGAUGCCAAAGGUUCACUGGUUGAGGACCCAGUUCCCAUCUUUGGACAUAGAGGUUGAUGGUGGAGUAGGUCCUGACACUGUCCAUAAAUGUGCAGAGGCAGGAGCUAACAUGAUUGUGUCUGGCAGUGCCAUUAUGAGGAGUGAAGACCCCAGAUCUGUUAUCAACCUGUUGAGAAAUGUUUGCUCAGAAGCUGCUCAGAAACGUUCUCUUGAUCGAUGAAAUCUCAGCGAGUCCAGUGUUUCUGCUCAUGAAAUCUCCUUUUUAUUGGAAAACAAGAAGGAUGUCUACUAAAUCAUAUUGCAGUUGAAACUG
Molecule: messenger RNA, 781 nt
Organism: Choloepus didactylus (southern two-toed sloth)
Lineage: Eukaryota; Metazoa; Chordata; Mammalia; Pilosa; Megalonychidae
Product: ribulose-phosphate 3-epimerase-like
Exons: 1
Coding region: 2-688 (228 amino acids)
Biological process (GO): pentose-phosphate shunt; carbohydrate metabolic process; pentose-phosphate shunt, non-oxidative branch
Cellular component (GO): cytosol
Molecular function (GO): D-ribulose-phosphate 3-epimerase activity; metal ion binding
Source: RefSeq, a predicted model, not a curated record